AUGGCUCCCCGGACACUCCAAACGCGUCCAGAUUUGGGCACCUACAUCCCCAGGGCCCCAUCCCACGAACUCCAUCCAAUCUUUAACCACCCAAAGUACCCCCGCAACAUACAAUGCCGGCUAGUCGAACUCCUCACUGGACACGGCUUCUACGGGGAAUACAGCGCCCGCUUCCACCCACACAUAGACCCACAAUGCUCGUGCGGCGAACCCAAACAAUCGCCCGAACACCUGCUCAUGUUCUGCCCGGAUACGGAAGAAUACAGGCAAACUAUUACUGAGAUUUCGCCUGAACGCUCCUGGGAGGAGAUAUUUGGAACACUGCCGGGACUGGAGGCAGUAUCUGAGCUCAUACUCAAGUCGGGAAUUGGCAAGUGUAGAGAUCCGCCGGCAGCCGCUCAAACUCUGUAG
Molecule: messenger RNA, 411 nt
Organism: Rhizoctonia solani
Lineage: Eukaryota; Fungi; Basidiomycota; Agaricomycetes; Cantharellales; Ceratobasidiaceae
Product: Reverse transcriptase from mobile element jockey protein
Exons: 2
Coding region: 1-411 (136 amino acids)
Source: RefSeq, a predicted model, not a curated record